Molecule: messenger RNA, 783 nt
Organism: Aureobasidium uvarum
Lineage: Eukaryota; Fungi; Ascomycota; Dothideomycetes; Dothideales; Saccotheciaceae
Source: the annotation of a GenBank genome assembly
AUGGCUAAGAACAUUGACCCAAAUGCGGAUGGUCUCAUCAUCGAGCCCAUUGAAGAAGCUAUCGCCAUGUAUGAUGAACUUUUGAAGGAGCUUUGCAAGUUCAUGGUAAGAAUAUUUUUGGGCACUGCAUCUUCUUACAAGGUUACUGAUGCUGCUUCAAAGGAGAUUCACAGACCCGAGCCUAAAGAGUCUCGUGCCGUCGAGCUUGCCACGUUUUACAUCGGUGGUAACAACGAGGUAAGCAGUAUAGACAAGCAGAUGAUAACAAUAUACUCACAUGUCAUCAAGCAGGACAUUUUCCAGGGUGCCGGCUAUCGCCACUUCGCAAGCCUUGCCAACAGGCCCGCUGCAGACUCUCUUGCAGCUUUCAACCAGAUUAUCCGCAAGAUCACUCAGCAAAGCCUCAACACUCACAACGCAAUGCUUCCUCACCUCAUCUACAAGAUCUCCAACGUGCGCGAGCCACCUGCCACCAGUCCUGACAAGUUGCUCGAUGCAACCCCAGCCAUGCUCUUCGAUGUCAUUCGGCCUCGUCUUCAGCUCGGCAACGACCUUCACAUGACCUUCAGUAGGGUCGGCAGAACCACCAUCAAUGGUCUCGAACGUUUGAAGGAGCAGAAUGAGGAGUGGUCGAAGCUUUGGAGCAAUGGGUUGGAGCAGUUGGAGCCAAGAACUGUCGAGCUGGGUUCCAGCCAGGUCAAGAACGCUAUACUGAACUUGGAAAAAACGAUGAUGGGUUGCCUUCGUACUAUUCACACCCACCACAUGAAGAAGGGCUGGUAG